Messenger RNA from Leptinotarsa decemlineata (Colorado potato beetle), 716 nucleotides. It is a transcript of the gene RpL11, whose product is annotated as Ribosomal protein L11. Gene Ontology annotation, biological process: translation. Gene Ontology annotation, molecular function: structural constituent of ribosome. The record is from RefSeq and is a predicted model, not a curated record. Lineage: Eukaryota; Metazoa; Arthropoda; Insecta; Coleoptera; Chrysomelidae. Gene Ontology annotation, cellular component: ribosome.
ACGCCAACUCAACUCCCUCUAACGGAAUCAUUUGGAUUGAACGUUAAGAACUGGCAACGGGCCCGAAAAUCACUUCUGUUUUUCUUUCAAGUCCAACUUUACAAUGGCGGCCUCAGACAAAAAAGAAGUUAAGGACAAGACCAAGAACCCCAUGAGGGAAUUGCAUAUCCGAAAGUUAUGCUUGAAUAUUUGUGUCGGAGAAUCUGGUGACAGACUCACGAGAGCUGCCAAAGUAUUGGAACAACUUACUGGACAACAGCCUGUUUUCUCCAAAGCCAGAUAUACUGUUAGGUCUUUUGGUAUCCGUCGUAAUGAAAAAAUCGCUGUACAUUGCACAGUCCGUGGUGCUAAAGCUGAAGAAAUCUUGGAGAGAGGUCUCAAAGUGAGAGAAUAUGAAUUGAGAAGGGAUAACUUUUCAGCGUCCGGAAACUUCGGUUUCGGUAUCCAAGAACACAUUGAUCUUGGAAUCAAAUAUGACCCCAGCAUUGGAAUCUACGGUUUAGAUUUCUACGUUGUGUUGGGUCGUCCAGGUUUCAAUGUAGCUCACAGGAGGGCGAAACAAGGCAAAGUAGGAUUCAGCCACCGAUUGACCAAGGAAGACGCCAUGAAGUGGUUCCAACAGAAAUACGACGGAAUAAUCUUAGCAAGCAAAAAAUGAGGUGGAAGAAAUUAAAAUGUAUAUUUUAUGGUUGAAUAAAAUAAAUUUUUUCCACUUU